GUGUUCGGUAGCCACCCAUCAUGGCCGGUGAAUGAAUCGGCGACGGUAUCCACCUGCAGAAAACCUUCAGUCCACGUGUGUCCAGACCCAGAGAUCAAUUUGACCUGUUUAAGUAUAUUUGUAGGAUCAAACAUGAGGUGACGGGAUUUCAACAAGAGCAGUUGUGAUUGGUGUACAUUCCAUGAGAAGAAAACAAGAUGGCGUUGCACAAGCUGGAAUUAUUUGAAAAUAAUAUAGGUGUCAGCGAUGCUGUGCUGCUAGAACCAAUAGAAGAAGAGGGAUUUAUAGAAAACUUGAAAAAGAGGUUUCACCAUGAGCAGAUUUAUACCUACAUCGGGACAGUAGUCGUGUCAGUGAACCCAUACAGAAAACUCCCGCUGUACACAGAUGAUGUCAUAUUUGAAUACAAGAGUAGAAACAUAUACGAACUCCCGCCACAUGUUUACGCCAUAGCAGACGACGCGUAUAGGUCCAUGAGGGAUAAAAACCUGGAUCAGUGUAUCAUAAUAUCUGGAGAGAGUGGGGCUGGAAAGACAGAGGCCAGCAAGGUGAUUAUGCAGUAUGUGGCUGCAGUGUCAGGCAAGGGACAAGACAUAGACAAAGUAAAGGAACAGCUUCUACAGUCAAACCCAGUUCUAGAAGCAUUUGGAAAUGCCAAGACAAACAAGAAUGACAAUUCUUCAAGAUUUGGCAAAUAUAUGGACAUAGAAUUUGAUUACAAAGGGGACCCCAUUGGAGGCUUGAUCACAAAUUAUUUACUUGAAAAGGUAAGAAUGUAUAACAAUUUCCCUGUAGAGCAGUUUUUUGUAGAAGGACUGGCAUUUCUCACAGUGACUUUGACCGAGCUCUCUCAAGAAAUUAAAAAUAUAUGUUGUAAACCAUCUUUGUCCUCCUGGGCUAUUCCACUUCUUCAGAAAACUAUUAUGGUGCGUACACCAGGCAAGAAGAAAGUCAUGGGAGUUCUGGAUAUAUAUGGCUUUGAAAUAUUUGAAAGCAAUAGCUUUGAGCAGUUCAUUAUCAACUACUGCAAUGAGAAACUACAGCAGAUCUUUAUAGAGCUCACACUGAAGGAGGAACAGGAGGAGUAUAUCAGAGAGGGGAUAGAGUGGAUCCACGUUGACUACUUUGAUAAUUCUGUGAUCUGUGACCUCAUUGAGAAGAGUAACGUUGGAAUAUUGGCAAUGCUGGAUGAAGAAUGUUUGCGACCAGGCAACGUCACGGACACCACGUUCUUGAACAAGCUAAACCAGACGUGCUGUGAGCACCCACACUUUGAGAGCCGAGGCACAAAGAAGGCGCGCUCUGACAAGAGUCUACCGCAUGACUCAUUUAGGUUGAGACACUACGCAGGAGAGGUUGUGUACAAAGUGGAUGGUUUCCUGGAGAAAAACAAUGAUCUGUUGUUCAGAGAUUUGUCCCAGGCCAUGUACCAGUGUCAGCACUCGCUCUGCAAGGAUUUGUUUCCAGAAGGUGAUCCUGACAAGAUAUCUUUGAAGCGCCCCCCGACGGCCGGCUCCCAGUUCAAAGUGUCUGUGGCUGAGCUGAUGAAAAAUUUGCUCUCCAAGAAUCCAAAUUAUAUUCGCUGCAUCAAGCCCAAUGAACAGAAGAGGGCGCGUGUGUUUGAGGAACACUUAGUGAGACACCAGGUCAGAUAUCUGGGGUUGAUGGAAAAUGUCCGAGUAAGACGUGCAGGCUAUGCCUUCAGACAGCUUUACCCUCAGUUUGUAUAUCGCUACAAGAUGCUCUCCGCCGCAACAUGGCCCAACUGGUAUGGCGUCCCCAAAGAUGGCGUCAAGGAAAUCCUGAUCGCCCAAGACAUCUCCAGUGAUGAAUAUACCUUUGGCAAGACAAAACUGUUUGUGAGGAAUCCACGCACGCUAUUUGACCUUGAGGAGAGGCGGCGUGACAGAAUGCACUACCUGGCCACAGUGGUACAGAAGAUCUACAGAGGAUGGCACCAGAAGGAACUGUUCCAGAAGAUGAAGAGGAGCGAAAUCCUGAUAGCAAGUCAAUGGAGGGGAUAUAGGGAAAGGCAGAACUAUCUGCGAACAAGAAAGGCAAUCAUUACGAUGCAGUCAUACCAGAGAGGCUGGAAGGCUAGGCAAUUGGCCAAGAAAAUUCGUCGUGCAAAGUUAUGUCUGUGGGCUGUAGGUGUCAUAAGGAAAUACUUCCAAGGUUGGCAGGUACGAAGGGAGUACCGACGAAAAUUCCGCUCCCAUGCUGUCCCUAUCAUGAUCCGUUUUCUGCAAGUGUCACUGAAAAGGAAAUUUCUUCUUGACUUGUCCAAAAAGUUGCCUAGCCUGUCCCCCAUAGAUCAGAAGUGGCCGGAAUGCUCUAUGCUGCACAAAGAGGCCUCGGAGGAAAUACGGAAAAUACACCAUAGGUGGCGGUGUAAUAAAUACAGAGCAAAGUUCGAUGAUGCUGCCAAGUCCAAAAUGAGGGAGAAAGUGACAGCAAGUAAUAUUUUUAAAGGAAAGAAGGUCAAUUACCCAGAGAGUGUUGCUCACCCAUAUAAUGGGGACUACAUAAAAAUAAGAUACAAUACAAAAUGGCAGAAAGUGGCAUCACAGACAGGAGAUACGCAGGUGGUCUUUGCUGAUCAAGUCAGCAAAAUACACAGGUCAAAUGGAAAGAUGGCCAGUAAACUUCUGGUGGUCAGUACCAGUGCCUUACUAGUAGUGGAUCAGCGCUCUCUAGCAGUCAAAUAUAGAAUUCCUGUCAACAUGAUUGAAAAACUUUCCCUUAGUCCCUUCUCCGACACUCUGGUUGUUGUUCACGUCAAGAAGCAUGAAAAUGGAAAUAAAGAUGUAAAGAAAGGAGAUUUCAUCUUCAGUGUAGAUCAUGUCAUUGAACUGGUGGCGAAGUUAUACCUUGUGAUUCACAAUAGCUCUGGGGCCACGCCGGAUGUGAUCAUCUCUCCAACCUUCCAAGCAGAAUUAAGCGGGAAGUCUACGCAAAUGGCCUUCAAAGAAGCUAAUUCCGGAAACAACAUGGGAGGGGUGAAAAUUAGCAAGAAAAAUAACAGUUUUGAAAUCUUAGAAACUUAAUCUAGAUGCGAUGUCAAGUUCAUUAACUUAGCAUAGACAGAACUGGGUCAGUCUCCACAAGGAAAAUAUAAUGAAUUGGCUGGGCUUAGCCUUGUAAAUUCAGAUAGCCCACUACUUGAGGUGAACAGAGAUGGGAUUAGCCGCCCAAAUUUGGUUAGACCACUUCAUGAAGGGGACUAAGUAAGCAAUUAUAGCAGUCCGGGACUGUUUUAAAAUGAAUACGCCACUGAACUUAAUUUUUCAGAGAUGACUAGUAUCAUUACUGUAGAAAUAUGAGUCAAAACAAUUACAGUUUGGUGUGAGAGUUGAGUUUUUAGACUAAAAGAAGAAGGUACCUUGUAAGUGACCUUAAGAUUUUCUGUGAACCAUAAUUCUGUUAUAGAUGAUAAUUAUAAACACAAGCUGAAUAUAAUUAUCAUACCAUUAGCUUAUAACAACUCACCUCCGUCUGAAGAAGACCUAUGUCCAGGUUGACCCCAAGCUAACAGUAUGAAAUUAAUUUCAGCUUGUGCUUAAUAUCAUAUAUGACCCAACUACCAAGGUAAUGAAUGUUUUUGUUCAUAACUGAUUUGGUUUGAUGUUUUAGUUUCAAUAGUUACAUAGUUAAAAUUUUCAUAUGCAUCAUUCAUUCUGAUACGGUAUUUUACCAUUUCAAGAUUUAUCAUUUUUAUUGACUCACCAACAUAUACUCGGUGGUAUUCAACCAACUCACUUUGAAGAAUUUCUGAAUCCACUUUCAUGUUCUACUAACUAAAUGUUAUUUUGGGGGAAUAUUAGUAUUCUUGCACUGAAGAAACUAAAAAAGUUACAGCAAAGGGUCAAAGCUGUCAGACUUAAUAUUCUCCUCUGGUUUCAAAUUUUGAAGUAGUUUCAGAUUUUGGAUAGUUUGGGCAAAGUUUUGAGGGAGUUUCACCAAGCUUUUAUAUCAAAAUAUGUUCAGGCACUGGUUUUGAUUUUGAACUGUAAAAUUAUUGUCUAUUUUAGUGCAAGAAAUGUGUUAUAUAAACCCUUUCCAUCUAAACUGUCAUACAGCCACACUUAUUCUUUAUUCCAUAUUAGUUUUAACUCUGAGAUAUAAUCUUUUUUUGAGUAUUUUGCUUUUCAUCAUUUGUUUGUAAUUGUGAUACAGAACAUUACUGGUACAACUACUUCAACUCGGGACUUGGGACAAAACGUCCCAGCUAAAUCUCAAAACGUUUACUACGAAAUUAAACAUUGAAUGUUAGCCAUUCCAUAUAAGUAAUUCUACAGACAGCAGCGUCAACGAGAAAAGAAAUGUUUCUAGUAGUGACCACCGUAAGAUUCCUCAGAAAUGUGGCCUUUGAGCUUUCCUGCAGGUCAGUUCAUGGACAAUUUAGACAUACAAUCUGACCUCAUGCUUCCAUAUAUUUAUGGACAUUGUUUAAGUUAUGAUAGAUAGUUUAUAAAUUUCUAAUUUAUUCGUAUGGGUUUGACCACAAAAAAUCCACUCUGUCUAGGCCACCUGAAAAUCAAGAAAGCAUCACCUGUCAGUACCCUCUUUUAGAAUAGAUGUCAGCACGCAACAAGAUAAGCCAUACAAGAUGUACCAUUCUGAAAUUAAUAUUAAUAAGCAUGGCUAGUUAUUAAGAUAGUUUUAGUUUUCAAACAUUCAUCAGUGAUCACCAUGAUGCUAGAUAUUGAUUGUUCUGAUAAUUAUAAGUAGACCACUUAAACGUAAUAUUCUUUAAAAGAAAAUUAGUUGAAUCUGUUAAUAUAUUGUUAAGGAGUAUCUUUAUAUUGUGUUACUUAAAUAUAUAUUAUAUAUAUACUAGCAUAUACAAUACCAGUAGAUGUAGUAUAUGUAGACUUUGUACUAUCUCAGCGCACAUUCAUACGGAAGGUCUGGACCAAAUUAAGUGCACGUACUCAUGUAGCAUUUUACUGUGCUUGAAUCAACUACUUUCACAAGAGAACUUUAGGCUGACUGUUGGGUUUUAUAUAUUUUGACCCAAGUGAAAUUAGUAGAAGUCUAGUUAUAUUAAGUAAUAAGUCCAAUUUAGAGCAACAAAGACAUGGCAACUGUUUUAGACCAAAAGAUUUGGUCCAAAAGAAUGUUUGUAAAACUGAUCCUUGGUGAGUUUUGUAAAAAAAAGUUCAGGUAUUUAGAAUUUUUCUCACAAUGAAGUCCAGUCAAUAUUGCAUCAUUUGUGAGCAUAGGAAAUUUACACAAAACAAGCUCAACAAUUUUGGGAUUACUUGCUUUAUAGAGACAGUUUAGCUGAAGUGUAGUUUUUGGUAUUUGCAGUCUUAUGUACCAUGUUAUUGAUAUUGUUUUGAAAUAUUAAAACAUAUGCAUGUGCUUUUUAUUUUCAUGUUAAA
This is a messenger RNA of Lingula anatina, 5387 nucleotides long. Its product is annotated as unconventional myosin-Ib. Gene Ontology annotation, molecular function: microfilament motor activity; actin filament binding; ATP binding. The record is from RefSeq and is a predicted model, not a curated record. Gene Ontology annotation, cellular component: microvillus; myosin complex; cytoplasm. NCBI's taxonomy places the organism in Eukaryota, Metazoa, Brachiopoda, Lingulata, Lingulida, Lingulidae. Gene Ontology annotation, biological process: endocytosis; actin filament-based movement; actin filament organization.